Molecule: messenger RNA, 2878 nt
Organism: Ruditapes philippinarum (Manila clam)
Lineage: Eukaryota; Metazoa; Mollusca; Bivalvia; Venerida; Veneridae
Product: methionine synthase reductase-like
Exons: 13
Coding region: 77-2314 (745 amino acids)
Biological process (GO): homocysteine metabolic process
Cellular component (GO): cytosol
Molecular function (GO): [methionine synthase] reductase (NADPH) activity; FMN binding; flavin adenine dinucleotide binding
Source: RefSeq, a predicted model, not a curated record
AUGAUUCUUGUUUCCGGUUGCAUUUAGUUGCUUCAUUUUCCUGCUGGAUGUCGUGAGGGAAGAUAUAUAAAUCAUAAUGCCAACAUCAGUAGCUAAUCGGUUCCUACUCUUGUAUGGUUCCCAGACAGGUCAGGCAAAGGCAAUAUCUGAAGAAAUUGCAGAGAAAGCCAGGGACCAAAAUUUAUGUGCAGAUAUACAUUGUCUUAGUCUGACAGAGAAAAGGUUUUUUCUGGAGAGAGAGAAGUGUGUUGUCAUAGUAACUUCUACGACAGGAGAUGGUGAACCUCCUGAUACUGCUCUCAAAUUUGUUAGACGUCUGAAGAAAAUGUUACCAGAUGAUCACCUGUCACAUCUACACUAUGCCCUCUUAGGUCUUGGUGAUUCAAACUACACAAAUUUCUGUAAUUGUGGUAAAUCACUGGAUAAAAGAUUACAAGAUCUUGGAGCUAAACGAUUCUACGAGUCUGGCUGGGCUGAUGAUGCUGUCGGACUAGAGGUGGCAGUGGAGCCAUGGAUAGACGGCCUGUGGCCAGCUCUAAAACGUUUCCUAAAGCUACCAGGAGCAGAACUAGGAGGUGGUGAUGCUGAAAACAUAACUGUUGAUACACACAUUAUCUCUACCAAUAAUACAACAUUGACUGGUUCCACUGUGAUAGAAACUGGGAACAAGUCUACACAGUCUGAUAUUUCUAAAAAUAGCACUGUUCCAAUAUUGACAAAUGGAAAGAAAGAGGAAAAUGCUGAGUCAUCACAGAUGUCAUGUGAUAUUAACCAAUCAGAUUGUAAUAAUUCAUGUGUGACACAAACAACUUCUAGUACAAACAAGAUCAAUAUUGUACAUAAAACUGAAAACGGAACAUCUCACACUACAAGUACUGACUCUUCAAUAAAGAAAUGUGGUGUAGCAGUUUCUUUACCUCCAUUGUCAGAGAGUACUUUAACAGUUCCAUUACUUCCCCCUUCUUUUCUGAAGAUUGAAUUCCAUCCGCAGCAAAGUGUAAAUAUCUGUGAUAUACCAAGACAAAAUGGUUGUGAUUUCCCAUCAUCUGCUACACCUGUUACCAUGACAACUGUUAGUGAAAUAAAAACCCUGACAUCAGAUACUGCUGUAAAGAAAGCCAUGUUUGUGGAACUAGAUAUCAAAGAGAGUGAUAUCCAGUAUAAGCCAGGAGACAGUUUUUCUGUUGUCUGUCCAAAUGAUGAAACAGAAGUACAAUCUUUACUUACCAGGUUGAAUGUAUUGAGUGAAAUAGAUACAUGUGUAAAGAUCUCAGUGUUAGAGAAUACUAAGAAGAGAAAUGCUAGUAUACCCAAGUUUGUACCAGAAGUUAGUACAUUAAGGCAUAUCUUCACUACAUGUCUUGAUAUCAGGGAACCUCCAAAAAAGGCACUUCUAAGGGUAUUGUUAGAAUAUACAAGUUGUGUAGAGGAGAAAAGACGACUUCAAGAGUUAUGUAGUAAACAAGGGAAUGAGGAGUAUGCCAGGUUUAUUAGAGAGCCAUCACUGAGUAUAUUAGAUAUUUUAAACAACUUCUCCUCCUGCCAUCCACCAGUAGACAGGUUGAUAGAACACUUACCAAGGUUACAGCCACGACCAUAUUCUGUAUGUUGCUCAUCUUUAACCUUGACAGGAAAAAUUUCUUUCAUUUUCAAUGUUGUUGACAUUGAGGCUGAUAAUGGAAGAACCUAUUACAGAAAAGGGAUGUGUACUGGAUGGCUGGGAAGGAAUGUCUCAUUCUACAGAAAAGGAAUUGCAGAUCCUAGAGUCUACGGAGACGGAAAUAUUCCAAUAUUUGGAAGAACUAAUCAGAGUUUUCAUAUGCCUGAUGAUGUGACAGUACCAUUAAUUCUGAUUGGUCCUGGAACGGGUGUGGCACCAUUUAUUGGUUUCUUAGAUCACAGAUGUAGUGAGAGACAAACACUGACAGAUACAGAGUUUGGUGAAGUCUGGCUGUUUUAUGGUUGUAGACAUAAAGAUAGGGAUUAUCUCUUCAGAGAUAAACUAGCCAAUCAUCUGUCAACGUUAGUACUAACAAAGUUACAUGUGAGUUUUUCACGUGAUGAACUUCCAUCAGAGUCACCGAGAUAUGUGCAGGACAAUCUGAGGUUACACGGAGCGGAAGUUGUCUCAUUGAUAGAGGAGAGAAAUGCUGUAAUAUAUGUGUGUGGUGAUGCCAAAAAUAUGGCAAAGGAUGUUAACCAGGCAUUCAUUGAUAUUUUUGCCAAGUGUAAAGGUAUAACAAAUGAAGAGUCAAGUAAACUAAUUAUGAUGCUGAGAUUAAAUAGACGUUACAAAGAGGAUGUGUGGACUUGAAUAUGUGCUAUAUGUACUUGUAGAUGAGUGGACCUGAACAUUGUUAUAUAUAGAUGCGUGGAACUAAACAUGAGCUAUAUAUAGAUGUGUGGAACUGAACAUGAGCUAUAUAUAGAUACAUGAGCUAUAUAUAAAUGUGUGGAACUGAACAUGAGCUAUAUAUAGAUACAUGAGCUAUAUAUAGAUGCGUGGAACUAAACAUGAGCUAUAUAUAGAUGCGUGGAACGGAACAUGAGCUAUAUAUAGAUGUGUAGAACUAAACAUGAGCUAUAUAUAAAUGUGUGGAACUAAACAUGAGCUAUAUAUAAAUGUGUGGAACUAAACAUGAGCUAUAUAUAGAUACAUGAGCUAUAUAUAAAUGUGUGGAACUGAACAUGAGCUAUAUAUAGAUACAUGAGCUAUAUAUAGAUGUGUGGAACUGAACAUGAGCUAUAUAUAGAUACAUGAGCUAUAUAUAGAUGCGUGGAACUAAACAUGAGCUAGUUAUAGAUGUGUAGAACUAAACAUGAGCUUUUUAGAUGUGUGGAACGGAACAUGAGCUAUAUAUAGAUGUGUGGAACUGAA